CUUAUUGAAGCGACAAGUGUAAAUGCAGGCGAUAUUGAGAACGCAACAUUUAUGGAUUGCAUGAUGCAUAUUUUUUCAUUCCCUUGGAAAAUUCUGGGAGCUCUGGUGCCACCAGUAAGCAUUCUUGGUGAUUUGGCAAGUAUAUUUGGCUGCAUGGUUGGUUUAAAAGAUGCGAUUACAGCGAUAACCCUGGUUGCUUUGGGUACCAGUCUGCCAGAUACAUUUGCUUCGAAAAUUGCAGCUGAAAGUGACACCACGGCGGACAAUGCAGUUGGUAAUGUUACUGGAUCGAACGCAGUCAACGUGUUUCUUGGGCUUGGCUUGCCAUGGACAAUUGCAGCUAUUUACUGGGCAACAAAAGAUCAAGUUUUCGUUGUAAAUUCCGGGAAUUUAGGCUUCAGCGUGUCUGUCUUCAUGGCUACGACGACAAUUUGUUUGGCUCUACUGGUGGCCCGACGAAUGCUGGCAUUCUUUGGCAAAGGCGAACUUGGCGGCCCAGUUGGACCCAAAAUGCUUAGCUUUCUAAUUCUUGUUCUCCUAUGGUUAGCUUACGUAUCUUUGUCGGUUUUGCAAGUUUAUGGUUAUGUUCAUGUUUGA
Gongylonema pulchrum is the source of this 597-nucleotide messenger RNA. The record is from the annotation of a GenBank genome assembly. NCBI's taxonomy places the organism in Eukaryota, Metazoa, Nematoda, Chromadorea, Rhabditida, Gongylonematidae.